ACCGGCAUCCCGGGACAGCGGCACACCGCGACAGCGCGACAGCGCGACAGCGGGACAGGGCGACAGGGCACCCCCGCGGGCAGGACCCACCCCCGGCAUCCCCGGCUGCCAAGUGCCAUGGCCGCGAGCCCCCGCUGACAUCGCCCCCCACGCCUCGGGGUGCCCCCGCCGCCGCAGCCAUGGGUGACUCCUACGCCGCCGCCUUCCCCAGCGCCCCGGGGCUGCUGUCGCCGUCCGCCAGCCCCCAGGCGUCCCCCGGCCCCUACGGCCCCGACUACGGCCCCUUCGGGCACCCCUUCCCAGCGCCCUCGGGCGCCCAGGAGGUGCUGGGGGCCCCCGUGGUGGUGGCCAAGGGGCACCCCGCGGGCGAGUGCCUGCCGGGGGUGUACCCCUCGCUGGAGAUGCCGCACCCCUACGGCUCCUGGUACAAGGGCGGCAUCGGCGGGGGGCUGCCGGGGGGCUCCGGGCCCGCGGCCCCGUCCUGGUGGGAUGUGCACCCCAACGGGGGCUGGCUGGGGGGGCCGGCGGGCGCCGAGGGGCUGCAGGGCUCGCUGCAGGGCCAGCCCACCCUCAGCCCCCCCCUGCCCACCUACGGCUCCGAUUUCGGCGCUCUGAACCCCCCUCCUUACACCAACGCCCCCGCCGCGCCCCCCACCCCUAAACCCACGCCGGGCGAGACCCCCAAGGGUCCCCGCGGCGGCUCCCUGGGGGGACGCCCGGCGUGCGAUUGUCCCAACUGCCAGGAGCUGGAGCGGCUCGGGGGCCCGGCGGGGGCGCGGCGGAAGCCGGUGCACAGCUGCCACAUCCCGGGCUGCGGCAAGGUGUACGGCAAGGCGUCGCACCUGAAGGCGCACCUGCGCUGGCACACGGGCGAGCGGCCCUUCGUGUGCAACUGGCUCUUCUGCGGCAAGCGCUUCACCCGCUCCGACGAGCUGGAGCGCCACGUCCGGACCCACACGCGAGAGAAGAAGUUCACCUGCCUGCUGUGCAGCAAGCGCUUCACCCGCUCCGACCACCUCAGCAAGCACCAGAAGACCCACGCCGACCCCCCCAAGCCGCCCCCCGGCGCCGAGCAGCCCCCCGCGUCCCCCCGGCCGCCGCCCGCCUCGCCCGGCAAGGACGGCGGCAGCCCCGAGGCCGGGAGUUUGUUGGAGAUUUGAGCCUUUCCGCCUUCAUCUUCCUCCUCCUCCUCCUCCUCGCCGCUGGGGAUAUUUAUUACGGGGUGCUGCUCCCCCCGCCAAGCCCCCUCCCCCUCAGUUCCCCAGCUCCUCGUUAGCCAUUCUAAUUUAUGUCUUAAAUUAUGGGGGGGCUCUCCGAGCGCUCUGGGGCUCACGGGGGGGGGUGUCAAGGUGAGACCCCCCCCCCCUUUCUGUUUUCCCUUCCAACCCCCCAACCCUUCUUACCCCCAGCCCUCGCCUCGCCCCCCGCACUCAGGGACAGGGUUUGCCCCCCUCCCCCGGCCUGGUUCAUCAGUGCUAAUGUAACGUGUCCCCCCCCCCACACUUUUUUUAGCUGCCUGCCCCUCCUGCCCCCCCGGAAAAAAAAAGCAAUAAAAGGAUUG
This is a messenger RNA of Passer domesticus (house sparrow), 1561 nucleotides long. RefSeq names its product Sp7 transcription factor (gene SP7). Gene Ontology annotation, molecular function: DNA-binding transcription factor activity, RNA polymerase II-specific; RNA polymerase II cis-regulatory region sequence-specific DNA binding. Gene Ontology annotation, biological process: regulation of transcription by RNA polymerase II. The record is from RefSeq and is a predicted model, not a curated record. Bases 180 to 1160 code for a protein of 326 amino acids. Lineage: Eukaryota; Metazoa; Chordata; Aves; Passeriformes; Passeridae. The transcript is spliced from 2 exons.